This is a messenger RNA of Aphis gossypii (cotton aphid), 792 nucleotides long. RefSeq names its product zinc finger MYM-type protein 5-like. Bases 1 to 792 code for a protein of 263 amino acids. The record is from RefSeq and is a predicted model, not a curated record. The transcript has 3 exons. Lineage: Eukaryota; Metazoa; Arthropoda; Insecta; Hemiptera; Aphididae.
AUGCUUUUAGUUGAUCAGAGUGCUGCAAGAAGUGGUGUAACCAGUGAAAAUCCUAAAAUUCUAUGUAAUGUUGAAGUACAAGAAAAAACAGUUGAUCACAGUGGUGUAACCAGUGAAAAUUCAAAAGUACUGAAUAACAUAGAAGUAAAACAUACAACAGUGUUGGAUUUUGGCAAUGAUCCUGCUAUAUUUAGCCAUGUACAAGAUUUAAACACUGAAAUAAUUGAUCAUAUUUUCAAACUUGGACCGUCACAACCAACAGCACAUGAAAUGCCAAAUAAAUGUUUCAAAAAGGACUCACUUGGUAGAUCUUUUCACGACAGCUGGUAUUGGAAAAAAUUGCCCAGUGGUGAAAUUAUACGAAGAAAAUGGAUGACAUAUUCAAAAACUGAAAACAAACUAUACUGUUUUCAUUGUGCAUUAUUUGGGAAGAAUAAUAAAAUAAAUUGGUCUCGUGAAGGUUUCAAUAAUUGGAAAAACGGAUUACCAAAAGUCAUUAUUCAUGAAACAUCAGAAGCUCACAUUAUGUCUUCUAUAAAAGUAGCAUACAAAGAAGCAUCAUUUCCAAUUAUACAAUCAAUAGAUGAAAAAAAUAACUUGGAUAAAGUAUUAAACAAAGAAAUUGUACGUCACUUAAUCGACAUAACUUUAUACCUUGGUAGACAUUGCUUACCGUUUCGUGGUCAUAAAGAGGGAUGGAAUGAACAACUUAUGGGUAAUUUUAAAGAUUUAGCAGUAUUGUUGGCUAAAUACUCCCCCGCAUUGUCUUCUUAUAUCUUCAAAAUAUUUUAA